Molecule: messenger RNA, 7254 nt
Organism: Rotaria socialis
Lineage: Eukaryota; Metazoa; Rotifera; Eurotatoria; Philodinida; Philodinidae
Source: the annotation of a GenBank genome assembly
AUGUUCAAACUUGAAUCAUAUAUCACACCAUGGCUUCUAUCUUAUAUUGAUCAAUAUGUCAAACUACGACGUGAAGAUUUUCAAUUAUCUCUAUGGGGUGGUGAUGUUGUUUUUUAUAAUCUCGAAUUACGUUUAGCUAAUAUCCAAAAAUUAGUUCCAACACUUCCUAUUAUCUUUCAAAGUGGCAUUAUUCACGAGUUACGUAUUCACGUUCCAUGGAUUCGAAUCAAUUCCGAACCAAUCGUUGUUACAAUAAAUCAAAUCGAACUUGUUAUUGUUUUAAAUAAAGAAGUUUCAUCAACCAAUGGCAGUUCAGUAUCAGUUGAAGAUGAUGUUGAUUCGGAUCACAUACUUAUUCAACAACAACAACCAACAACAGCUGAACAAUCAAAUUAUAUUCAAACUGUACUGGCACGUAUACUAAAUAAUGUACAUAUUGUUGUUAAUAAUUUAAUAAUAAAAUUUGUUGAAGAAAAUAUUGUUAUAUCAUUAUCAUCGCGCACUGCUGAAUGCUAUGCUGCUAAUCAAAAUUGGUCGAAAUCAUUUGUUGAAUUAUCACAACAAGAUUUAUCGCUGAGACGUUUAAUAACAUUGCCUGAUUUAACAUUAUGUUUAGAUAAGCAUGAUAUUCAUGGAAAAGUGCAUCGCUAUGAAGUACCGCUUCUAUCACGUUGGUCAUUUGAAUGUCGAAUACAAAUGUACUAUGCAAAUGUUUAUCAACAAUUAAAUACAAAGCCGAGCCAAACACGUUUAAGUUUCAAUUGCUCAAAUAUAGAAGUAUCCAUUGUUGAUAGUCAACUGUCUAUGAUAAUGCGUUUAACUGAAAUUAUUAUGUUACUUAUUAAUCAACAAAUGUAUCCGAAUGAAACUGAUACGCCAAAAGAACAGAGAAAAACUUUAAAGAAAAUAAAAUCUGAACCAACAUUUACAGUAGCAACAUCACCGCUAACGCCAUCGUUAUCUCCAAUUAUGAGUUCAGAAGAUCAAGUUGUUGCUUUGAAGAAUGCUGAAUCAGGUUGGGUAUCAUGGGCGUGGUCUUAUGUACCAUCAGUAACAACACUUUUUGCGGAAGAUGACUUUCCAGCUGAUGCUAAUGAUUCGAAUCAUGUACCCAUUGAACAGCACAUAAAUAAUGAAUCUCGAUUGGAAGAAACAAAUCUACUGACAACUAGUAACCAUCAGAGUCAUACUCCGACACCUAUUCUUUUUGCGGGUAUUGAAUUAGAUCGAAUUAGUUUACAAUAUAAAAUUACAAAAUCAAAUGAAAAUAGAACUUCACUUGUUCCUUUUAUUGGAUUUACCAUUGAGAAAGCCAAUAUUAUUGUUGAACAUUAUAAACCUACAAGUACAACAGCACUCGAUGGCCAAUCAAUUGUUUCUCGUGUGCGUAAAGUAAAAGUGUUAACAUCAAAAAUAUCCUUAAUAUGGAAUCAACGUUUAUGUUUUUCAUUAUCUGAUGUUCAUUUUACAUUACAUUAUGAUCGUCAUGUACGAAUGACACAUUUUUCGUUGACUAUAAACGAUUUCAAUGCACGUAUUAAUGACGAUUUUCUUAUUUAUCCAUGUCAAGCAACGCUAAAGCUUGAUCAUCAUCGAACAUAUUCAUUACUUCAUCUCGAAUUUUCUUCAUUAACUAUAAAAAUCGAUUUUAAUAUAUUAGCAUAUUUGAUAACAUUAAUUAAUCAAAUACGAACAAUCGUUGAUACGGCUAUAUUAAUAUUUCGGCCAGCAAAAAUAAUUGAUCAUAUCGAUGAUGAUAUUAUAUCAGUUGAUGAUUUAAGAAAUGGUUCAAUGAAAUGGAUAUUUCAAACAUCACACGAGCUACCAAAUACAAAUGAAAUCUAUUUUACAACCACAAAUGAUCACAACAUUGCAUCGUGCAUGACAUGGAAGUACGAACAGCGACGAUCAAUUCUUAAAUGUCAUAUACUACCUUUACCAUUCGAUAAUGAUCUUACUGGAAGUCCAAUGUCACCAAGAAUAAAAACGGUCGAAUGUUUAAUGCAAUAUUGGCAUUUUGGUACAAAACAAUUUGUUACUUGGCAAACAUUUGAUUUAUCCGAUGGUCAACCAUUGUUUCUCGAUUUUAGUAAUGAUCUCGGACAAAAUCCGUAUUCAGAAAUGUGGCGCAUUGUUUUACUCAAUGCAUCAUCGAUUAUAAAUCAAUCGAACUCAUUAGCUGCAUCGACACGUAUUGAUUCAUUACAAAGUCAACGUUAUGAACCAUUGAUUGAAAUGGCAAUUAAAAUACCUAAUAUUCGUUUACAUUUUAUGAUAGAUCCGCAGAAAGAAAAUUUAUCUUCAACAUUUCAUUCGACUCUUAACGGAUGUAAACACGAUGUUCUUACACUACAUUUUGAUAAUAUAACAUUCGAUUUGAGUCAACGUCUCGAAACGAAAUUAAUCAGUGUUGAAACAAUUGUGUCACUUGAAGCACUAGAAUAUCGAUUUUUAACAAAACGUUCUUGUAUUGAACCAACGCUAAUUAAUCUUGAUUUAUUUAUUGAUAUGUCAAAAUCAAGUAUAUCAUCAUCUCUACCAGAUGUAUUUGAAUUGAAUAAUGGAAAAUAUAAUCAAUUAUUUCGUUCAGCUAAAAGCUCAUUUGUUUAUCAACUGCAUUUUGAUAUCGAUCAUGUUAACAUUAGAUUAAGUCAAUCAUUAUGCCAUCUAGUUAAUAUUCUUUAUCAACAUGCGCUGCAAUCUGAUAUGAUUGAAGCUUUAGAAUUAACUAAAUUAAAAGAACAAGCUUUAGUUUUAAGUAAAAAUGACAAUCCAAUGUAUUAUACCUAUUAUCUAUUUACUAAUCAUCUUAAUUGUCCUGUUGGCUUGAAACAACAUAAUACAAAUGAUAGUUUUGUUAUACUUUGUCCAUCUGAAACAACAGAUUUUGUCUGGUCAAAAAUAAAUACAAAUGAACGUUUAGUAGAAUUUUCUCUCGAUCAUACGUCAACAGAACCAAUUUAUUCAUCACCAAUAGACAUACACCAUUCUGAUAAUAACAUGAAACAGGUUGUUCAAUUUCUUAAUAGUACACAUUUAUUUUAUUUACAAAUUCAUUUCGAUCAACAUCAAAUUCGUCGUCAUAUACACGUUAUUGGCAAAAUAAUUCUUAAAAAUCUUUGCGAUAUCGAUUUGAAUAUAAAAUUCUAUCUCAAUGUUGGCUCAAGACAAUUGGAUUUAUUUAUCUCAAAAAAUCAAUCAUACUUAAGUUGUUUACAAACCAUCGAAGAUAUUCAAUUUAUUCAAUGGAAUUCUUCGAUGAAAUAUUCAAUCGACCAAUUGAACCGAGAUGGGAUUAUUUCAACCAGUGAUAAUCUAUCUGUAUGGAUACAUUUAUUUGAAUAUGAAAAUUUAACUUGUUUCGUAUUUACACCGAUUGUUAUUUAUCGUUCGUAUUUAACACAACCGGUUUUAGUAUAUUUAAAUAAAGAUAAAUCAUUUCUAUUACAAUCCAACGGUAUUUAUACAUUUUUUAAUGAUAUCAUUUUUGAUGACGCGAAUACAAUUUAUGAGCAUCGUUUACAACAGAUCGAUGUUGAACAAUUGACAUCGUGCAUAUUCGAAUUAGAUAAGCAAUCGUUUUCAUCAAUCGAUCGAAUCGAUGAUAUUCAUGGAGAUAAUUUAACUCUGAUUGAUUAUUUUUUACAAACAAAAAUACCUUGUGCAUUGCAAUGCGAGGAACAAAAUCAACAGUAUUCAGUGAUUGAUCUUCUUCGAGAACAACAUAUAAAAGCAAAGCAAACCGACGAUGAUAUUCCUGUGCCAUUGAUCGAACAAACAAAUGAAAUUUUAAAUGCAUCACUAGUACCAAGUAUCGGUGCUAAUGGUCCAUCGAUGUAUGAACCGCCUGUGCCAAUGCAAACAAAAAAAGUCGAGACUCUAAUCAAUCCAACGUUGAUAACAACAAGUUCGAUUGCUUGUCGCAUUGAACCCAUUCGUCUCUAUUCUCAUUUGAAUACAAUUUUACUUGAACUGAAACCUGUAACAAUAAUAAAUAAUUCAACACCAUUUAAUUUCCAUCUGUAUGCAAACGCCGGCCAUGAUCAUAUAUACAUUCAUGCUGACCAAUUGAACUGUCUUUCGAAAUUAGAAUAUAGUCAAAUACAAUUUAUUCUUAUUGAUCCACAUGACGGCGAACAUAUUCAAUGUCAAACCGUUGAUUUAAUCUUUCGAAAUAUUCCAUUAAUGAAUGCCGGAACUAUAAUUAAUAAUCGUCUAUAUACUAAUGGUUCAAUUGAUCUUUAUUUUAUAAAAUCUUCUAAUAAUGAUUAUUUUAUAUUUCAUUUAAAACAUGACUAUAUUGAUCGUACACAUGUAUUCACGAUUGAAUCAAAAUAUAAAUUUUUCAAUCAAACAAAUCAACCAUUACUAUGUUACGUAUUACCAAUAUCAAAACAACAAUAUACGAUAGAUUAUCCAUUUAAUUGUUUAGAAUUAAAAUCCAAUGAAAAAAUGAAUCUAUAUCGUUUUCAAGGCAUACCAUCAUCGGAUAUUAUCUAUUAUUUAUUAUUUCAAAAUGAAGCGAAUGACAAGCAAUAUUUAUCGAAACCGAUUCGAUUGUUUCCAAAAAUCGACGACAACGACAAUCGACAAUGUUUUUGUCUGUUUAAAAAAGAUGAUCAAAUUAAAUUGAAAUCAGCAACAUUUCAAAGUUUACGCGGAGAUUUAUUUUCUAUAAAUCAAUCAAUGAAAAGUCCAACAAGUCAAACAGACAUUGUAAUUAAUACAAACCCAUCUUGGGCAUUCUUACAUGUUGUUAAUACUUGCGCAUGCCCGUUAUUAUGUCGAUUAGAAAAUAUUUCAUCAAUGUCACAUAUAAUCCCACCAUUUUCAUCAUCAUCCAUUGGAAUUGAUUCAUCGGAACCAUUGUCAAUGAAUAAUAAUAAUAAUAAUAAUAAUAAUAUACAAAAUCUAAUGAAUGGAUCAAGAUUUUAUUUAGCCCAAUUUCAAUUAAAUGAAAACGCCAAUGGCCUUAUUCCAUUGAUAACAAAAUAUUUUCAACAGAUAACAACGAAAAAUGUUCAAUGGAGUAGACCAUUGAAAAUCGAUUCACAAUUAGAAGACGUCUUUUUGCCGAUACCUGGUUUGCAUGAUGUUUUGAUUCGUUCAUUACCAGCCUCGAUCUCGGCUAGUCGAACAAUAAUAAUUGAACCUGUUCAUCGUCAACGUUCGAUUAAAACAACGGUAACACAAAAAUCCGAUAGCAUCGUAAGAACAAAUUCGUCAGCUAAGCUAACUAAUUCCGCAUCGCCACAAGCAACAAUCAUAUCGGAAACAAUGCCGCGUCAUUAUCGUUCACAUAUAUUUGAUAAAAAUGCACCGAUCAACACUCCGAAUGCAACGAAUCAAUAUUUAAAAGCAUGGCAACAAAAAUAUAAUCAAGGAAAUCACCGACAAGUUCAAUUGAAUUGUUCCAUUAAUAAAAUAUCUUUAUCAUUAAUGGAUGAAUUAAGUGAUGUAUGGUUAUUUCGUGAAAUUCUUCGUUUGACAGUAGACAAAAUCAAUUUACUAUUUUAUCAGCAUACGAUUGAAAUUGAACCAUGUUUACAUCAAGAACAAUUCUUUUGUUCUAUUGAUCAAUUACAAAUUGAUAAUCAAUGUUAUAGUUCGAAAACGAAUUUUGAUUUUCCAGUUGUUCUUAUGUCAAAAGAUGAAAAACGUAUAUCGAAAGCAAAAACAAAUGUUUACGAGAAAAAAGAACCGACAGAACCGACUGCUAAUUUUGCCAAUCAUAAUCGUCAACAUUCUUCUUCAUCAAUCGAUACAACGCUUACCGAAGAUCCAUUACCAGCAUUUGAUUCUUUAUCACAUAAUCAUAAAAUUUCUCGUCCAAAAUUUAUUCACAAUGAUCAACCGAAAUUUCUCACUGUACAUUUCCAUCGUAUCAAUGAACGUUUCAUUAAAAUUGAUUUUCAACUUCAAUCAUUCGAUGUUUACCUUGAAGAUCAUUAUGUUUAUGUUUUAUUAAAAAUCUUCAGCCAUCUAUUACCCGUAGAUUUACAUAUUCCAUCGAAUACAGAAGAAAUUCAAUUAAAAAUCGAUACGAAUGAUAAUGAAGUAAUGAGAACACCAUUUGUGUGUGAAGCACUUAUUAUUGGACCUAUUGAUAUUGUUAUUAGUAUUCACGCUUCCAUGAAAGUUUAUAUUGGUUGUCAUCAAUUACCACUUUUUGUUGAUAAAUUUCAAAAAAAUUAUAUUUACUCAACCAAUAAACAAUUAUUAACAUUAAUUACCCGACAUUAUUUGGUUUCAUUAUUAACACGAUCGCCAAUGCUAUUAGGAUCAUUUGAUAUAUUAGGUAUGAAUAAAGUUUUUCAAAUCUCUAUUGAAUUUAUUGAUGUCAAUUAUUAUUUGAACAAAAUUAUUAAUGUACUACUUUUAGGUAAUCCCUCUGCAUUAAUACGCAAUAUAACCGAUGGUGUUUACGAUCUAUUUCAUUUACCGUAUGUUGGAAUGCGUCAUGGUCCAAGUGGAUUUAUGACAGGUAUAUCGCAAGGUGCUACAAGUUUACUUCGACAUUUAUCAUUAGGCACAUUGACGUCGUUGACAACAUUUGCUGAUAGUGUUGCAAGAAAUAUGGAUAGAUUAGCCAUGGAUUCUGAACAUACAAUACGUAAUGAAGAAACUUGUAGAAAUAUUCCGACUGGAAUGACGCACGGUCUUCUACAAGGUCUUGAAUUAUUUAGUUUAAGUCUAUUAGGUGCUAUAGCUGGUUUAGCCGAACAACCGUUGGCUUCAUUUCGUAAUCGACCUGAUUCUCAAACGGCAACAACAACUAUGUUGUCCGGUGUUGGUAAAGGUAUUGUUGGUAUUUUUGUGAAACCCGUUGGUGGCAUUGCUCAACUUAUUUCACAGACGGGUCAAGGUAUUCUUUAUGGCACUGGUCUAAUGAAUAUUCCACAUAGACGACAUCGACAACUAGAGCAAGAUGCAAGAAUAAAUACAAGUAUAAGUUAUGUUAAACUUUCUCAUGCAUGUCAAAUAACAAAUCAAGAUGAGAUACUUGAUAUACUAGAAUAUGUUCUUGAACAUGAUCAAAUUGAACAUGGAAUAUUUAUUUUAACGAAAAAUCAUCGUUUUAUUGACUAUCAUAAAGACGAUGAAAAUCAACAUGGACAACAUUUAUUAGAAAAUAUUGAGCUAAGCGAAUCACCUGAUUCAGCGGGUUUGUUAGUAUUCAAUAAUUUAUCAUUCUUUAUUGAUUCACGUUUUCGUCAUCAAUUUCUUGCAUUGUGUCGUCUUAUUCGGCACUGA